UCGUUGGUCUUCUUCUUCUUCUUCUUCUUCUUCUCCCGCGUCCGCGUCGCUGGAUCGGGCUUCUCCUCUCCUAGUCUCCGAUGGCCUCCGAGAUCGAGGUCGUCGAUGAGGGCCCCGUCGCCUCCGCCCCAUCAGAAGAGGAGUUGAAGAAUGAUGUCUACACGGCCGCGGCUUACGGUGACCUUGAGAAGCUCCAGCGCCUUGUGGAAACCGAGGGCUGCUCCGUCUCCGAGCCUGAUGGCUCCGGAUACUACGCCCUCCAGUGGGCUGCUCUUAAUAACCGCACUGCCGCCGCGCAGUACAUCAUCGAGCAUGGAGGAGAUGUGAAUGCCACAGAUCACACCGCGCAGACGGCACUCCACUGGAGUGCUGUGCGUGGUCAUAUCCAGGUUGCUGAGCUUUUGCUAAAAGAGGGUGCUCGUGUGGAUGCUGCGGACAUGUAUGGUUAUCAGACCACACAUGUUGCAGCUCAGUAUGGCCAGACAACUUUCCUUUAUCAUAUUGUGACAAAAUGGAAUGCCGAUCCUGAUGUCCCUGAUAAUGAUGGAAGGAGCCCUCUCCACUGGGCUGCCUACAAAGGAUUUGCUGAUAGCAUACGUCUUCUGUUAUUUCUGGAUGCCUAUAGGGGCCGACAAGAUAAAGAGGGUUGUACUCCUCUUCAUUGGGCUGCUAUCAGGGGGAAUCUUGAGGCAUGCACAGUGUUAGUUCAGGCGGGUAAAAGGGAGGACCUAAUGGUUACAGACAACACUGGGUUUACUCCAGCACAGCUAGCUUCAGAUAAAAAUCAUCGGCAAGUUGCUUUUUUCCUCGGAAAUGCCAGAAGACUAUUUGACAAACGGUGCGAUGGGAAUAGCCCACUUGGGAAAAUUUCAAAAUUAGGACUUGCUCCUGCUCUCUGGAUUGUAAUUAUCAUUCUGCUUGUCACUUAUAUACAUUCUGUGGUCUUAGCAUCAAGUUUCCCAAACCUAACAGCUGGCUCUGGUUUUUUCGCUUGGUUAGGAGUUCUAUCGGCAACUACUGGGUUGGUGAUGUUUUAUAGAUGUAGUAGGAAAGAUCCGGGUUUUAUCAACAUGAAAGUACGUGAUUCACAAAAUGUCAGAGAUGAUGAGCCUCUACUUAAGAUGGAAUUGAGUGAUCCUGUUUUGCUUGCUGGGAAUUGGUCUCAGCUAUGUGCGACUUGCAAGAUUGUAAGGCCUCAACGUUCAAAGCAUUGUUCAACUUGUGACCGCUGUGUUGAGCAGUUUGAUCAUCACUGCCCAUGGGUGUCAAAUUGUAUUGGCAAGAGAAACAAAUGGGACUUCUUUUUGUUUCUCCUCUUAGAAUUCUCAGCAAUGGUGAUUACUGGUGCUGUGACUAUUUCAAGAAUCACAUCUGAUCCAACUGCUCCAAGUUCGUUCCGUGCACGGAUAAAUCAUGUCCUUACUCAUCACCCUGGCGCCAUAUCAUUUCUGAUAAUGGAUUUCAUGCUUUUCUUCGGAGUUGCAGUGUUGACUGCUGUCCAAGCAUCACAGAUUGCUCGGAACAUAACUACAAAUGAGAUGGCAAAUGCUAUGCGCUACACAUAUCUCAGAGGCCCCGGUGGUCGGUUUAGAAACCCAUACGAUCACGGUGUACGCAAGAACUGCACAGACUUCUUCAUUAAGGGCUAUAGCGAAGACAUUGAGCGACCAGAAGAACCAUCGUCUGCUGAAGAAAUAGGAAUGCUGCCGAUAACCAGAAAUACGAAUCUGCACAAUGGUGAGUGCCACAAUCAUCACUCCAAUGGGAGUACCCAUGUUUGCAGUGCCGCGGAGCCGAAGAAUUCCAAAUCUCAUAUAAAUUCUUCGCACAACAACCAUAACAAUGAUAAGACUGAAAAGGUACCUCUUGGCCUAGGAUUCGGCUUGGGAAGAAACAAUGUUCGGCACAAUGCGCGCUCAAUUCUGGCCUCAUGAUUAUAUUUUUGAUUUAUCCAUUUAGCGGAUUAUAAUCUUCGUCUUUCAAGCCGGUGAAAUGUGUUUAUACAGCUUUUUUUUGGUCUAUUGUACUGUGGCUUCAUGUUAUUCUAAGAUUCAGAUGUCUUCUGUUUGUUGUAUGUCUUGUAAGAAAUGUUCAGUUGCAAUUCAUCAGUGUUUGAGAGUACUGUUUCUUUUUUCAGAAA
Messenger RNA from Dioscorea cayenensis subsp. rotundata (Guinea yam), 2140 nucleotides. Its product is annotated as protein S-acyltransferase 24. Gene Ontology annotation, molecular function: palmitoyltransferase activity; protein binding. The record is from RefSeq and is a predicted model, not a curated record. The coding region runs from base 81 to 1934 and encodes 617 amino acids. NCBI's taxonomy places the organism in Eukaryota, Viridiplantae, Streptophyta, Magnoliopsida, Dioscoreales, Dioscoreaceae. The transcript has 13 exons. Gene Ontology annotation, biological process: protein palmitoylation. Gene Ontology annotation, cellular component: Golgi membrane.